Molecule: messenger RNA, 2814 nt
Organism: Puntigrus tetrazona (Sumatra barb)
Lineage: Eukaryota; Metazoa; Chordata; Actinopteri; Cypriniformes; Cyprinidae
Gene: cdc14aa
Product: cell division cycle 14Aa
Exons: 15
Coding region: 463-2289 (608 amino acids)
Biological process (GO): protein dephosphorylation; regulation of exit from mitosis; microtubule cytoskeleton organization
Cellular component (GO): centrosome; spindle pole; mitotic spindle
Molecular function (GO): protein serine/threonine phosphatase activity; protein tyrosine/serine/threonine phosphatase activity
Source: RefSeq, a predicted model, not a curated record
UUGGCCUCUGUCCUCUGAGCAUGUCCUCGUCUCAGGUGUUACCUCAGCGCUGACCCUCGAAUAAUCCAGACUGCUGCAGUCUUUAAAAUCCCACGCCACUUUAUUGUAACGGAGAUUGAUGGAGAACAAUACGAGUGUGUCACAGAGGUCGUACCGCAAGUCCAGUCAGAGCGAGAACUCGGGAGUGACGUUCCCGUCUCUCUGUGAAUUAGUAACCGAAAGCCCCUGGCAGCACCGGAGCCUCUGAGCUGUAACCCGAGGCCGUCACCUGAGCCGCUCUUACCUGUGUUUCGUAGCUCUUUGGCAGCUGGAGCUGAGAGGCGUUCUGGAGAAACGCAGCUUCUUUCUUCUGUUCUGUGACCGGGAAUGUUCCGGCUGCCUCUGGUUUACAUGAAGGUGAACAGGACGUGAUUCUUCAUCAGCGGGAUCCUCUUCCUACCCUUUACAGACCUCAAUGAAGGCAUGUCCCAUGUGUCGGCCUGGAGGGGACACUGGCGCUUCAAGCCCAGACGCCAGGUCAUGGUGCCACCAACAGCCUGGAUAACACACAUCUCAGAUCGACUGUAUUUCGCUACUCUUAGAAGCAAACCCAAGAGCACAGCAAACACACAUUUCUUCUGCACCGAUGAUGAAUUUAUUUAUGAAAACUUUUAUGCAGAUUUUGGGCCCCUAAAUCUGGCAAUGCUGUACAGAUACUGCUGCAAACUGAACAAAAAACUAAAGUCUUUCACUCUGUCCAGAAAGCGCAUCAUCCAUUACACCAGUUACGACCAACGAAAGAGAGCCAAUGCGGCCUUCCUCAUCGGUGCUUAUGCUGUAAUCUACUUAAAAAGAACUCCAGAGGAAGUGUACCGGGCCCUGAUCUCUGGAACCAAUGUGUCAUACCUGCCCUUCAGAGAUGCUGCUUUUGGGACCUGCACAUAUGAUUUAACACUAUUAGACUGUUUACAAGGAAUCCGCAAGGCCUUGCAGCAUGGCUUCUUUGACUUUGAGAAUUUUGAUGUUGAAGAAUAUGAACAUUAUGAGCGUGUAGAAAAUGGUGAUUUUAACUGGAUUGUGCCAGGAAAACUGUUGGCCUUCAGUGGACCUCAUCCCAAGACCAAAAUAGAGAACGGUUAUCCUCUCCACGCUCCAGAAGCGUACUUCUCCUACUUCCGCCAGCACAACGUCACAGAUGUUGUGCGACUGAACAAGAAGAUUUAUGAAGGUCGGCGCUUCACAGACGCUGGGUUUGAACAUCACGACCUGUUUUUCGUAGACGGCACCACACCCAGUGAUCUCCUCACAAGACGCUUCCUUCACAUCUGUGAGAGCGCUAAGGGUGCCGUAGCUGUCCACUGCAAGGCUGGCCUUGGCAGGACAGGCACUCUAAUAGGCUGCUACUUGAUGAAGCAUUAUCGCUUCACGGCACCCGAGGCCAUUGCCUGGACACGAAUCUGCAGACCGGGCUCCGUCAUUGGACCACAGCAGCACUUUCUCGAACAGAAGCAGCACAGUAUGUGGGUGCAAGGUGAUCUCCAUCGUUCCAAAUUGAAGCAACAGCAGCUGAGGCAAAGUCGACAACAGGAGAGAAACAUGGCCCGUCUCAUCUCCAGCAUGGACGAAAUGUCCAUUGACAGCUCCAUUAUGAAGCCACCGAGUGUAGAUGACAAUGAGCUCAGAGAGGAGGACAUGAUUCUAACUCAAGGAGACAAACUACUAGCUCUAAAGGGCCUACGCCACCCCAGACCUACUGCCACAGUGCUUAGUGGGAUAAGCCCAGCUCCAGGCACCAUUUCCCCUCCCAAGUCCUCCAAAGCUCCCCUCUUCCUCUCCUCUUCUACUGCACCACGAAGACUAACAAGAAGUCCUUCCUCCUCUGCCGGCAAUCUAAAAAGCUUCAGUCCCCGUUUAGCUCAUUCCCUCAGCAACCUUUACGAUGACAACAACUUCAGUGAGGAUGACAGCAGCACACCUCCUUCCUCCUUCGCACCCUCCCCAUCUCCUGCUUUAUCCCCCGCACCGCCAUCUGGCUUCAGCUUUGGGUACACCUCUACUGAGCCUCGGCUUCCUCCUGCACAUUUAAACUUCAACCAAGAAGCCAACAAAAACCUCAACAGCCUUACUGGAGCAAAUACGGUUAGCGCUAAUCACACAGUCAGGCCUAUGAACAGAACCGGCUAUAGUCUGUUCUCCAGCGGUCCGCCGAACCCUCGUAGAGGUCCGUUGCGAGGUGGACUGAGCAGGUUUCCAGGGCGCUACCUCAGCAGAUCCAUUCCAUCCCUUCAGUCUGAAUAUGCUCAGUACUAAGGCUAUGAUUAUACACUGAUGGCCAUCGCUGCUGCUGACCGCUCGACCACGGACAAAUCAUUCCACAGUCUUUCCUAAAAUCUGAUAAAAAUAAUAAUAAUAAUAAUAAUCACACUCUGGGCUUAAAGUGUUUAUAACAUACUUAUAGUGUUUUCUAGUGAGAAAAAGUCUAAUGUAUUAUUCACAAAUGUAUCCGUUUUAUACAUCCAUGAUGAAAUGUAACAGCUGGCAUUUGUGACUAAUUUUACAGCAUUGUCUCACUUUUUUUCUAAAGAAAGUCACAAUUUGAAUGAAAAUCUUAGCAGUUGUGCACGAGUGUUCGACAGCAAGGGUGUUUGCGAGAAAUACACGCGUAUGCAUGAUCACAUGAUGCCGAUUCAAUUAUGUUUAGUAAUACGAUUGUACAGAAAUCACGAUUUUUUUAAAAAUAUUUUGUACAUAUAGUUUUACUGGAAUGUGCUUUAGGAAUUGCUUCAGAUGCAUUAAACCACUGUCCUCACGCGGAUCUGCUCCGUUCAUUUCUAA